AUGGCCUCCAACCCUUUCCAACAGUUUUUGGGACGGACCGCGUUCUACCUGUUCGGUAUCUUCAGCUACCUUCUUUACUUUGGUUUGUCCAUAAAGAGCGGGGCAUACUUCAAAAAGAACACGGAGCAAGACGAUCUACAGUUCGCCAUUGAACGAGAUCGUUUCUGGAAUUUGACAAAGGAACCCCUGCCAGGCUUCAAACACUACUUCUACUCUCUGCGUAAUGGCCUCAAACUGCACUACCUCUCCAAUCGAGCCGAAGCAACGACUGGCAAUCUAAUCGUCUUCCUCCAUGGGUUUCCCGACAGUUCAAUGAUGUGGAGGCAUCUAUUGCAAGAGCCGGCCAUACCGAAGAGCGAGGCCACCUUGGUCUGUGUCGACUUGCCUGGGUAUGGAGGCAGUGACAGCUUCAAGGUCUACGACACCGAGGUGCUGGAAGCUCUGACCGAGUUCGUUGUUGCCAUGCGAGACCGUUAUAUUCCAGUCGAGGAAACAGACGAGGCGAAGACGUUCAUUGUAGGGCAUGACUGGGGCUGUGUACUUGGCUUUCGCCUCGCUGCAGAUGCUCCCUGCCUGGCCGAUCGCUUCAUACUGACCAACGCUCCACAUGUUGAACUCGCUCUUGCAAACAAGGACCGCAUCAUCCAAUCAGCCUCCAAGAUCUUCAAGCAAUUCAAAAAGUCGCCGAAGCAACACUUUGGCUGCUUGUCCAAAUCCAUCAAUACGCUGAAGCCGCUGUUGUGGCAGACAUUGUUGAUGGGCUACAUAUUCGUGUUCAAUUUGCCUUCUUUCUUUGUCCAUUCUCUGGGGACUGGUGGGAACUAUUCGUUCCUGCGAGGAGCCAACAAGGUAGGAUACGAUAGGCACUCAGAUGAGUUCCGCGCUCAGGAAGCUCUCGCAUCAACACUCGGCCCUGGUCCCGAAGAGUGCAGAACUGCGACCCACGAUGGGACUACCUACGGUCCGUCUGUGGCAGUAAGAGCCGCGUCCUCCGCAGACGCCUUCUGGAACAUGACCGGAGUCUACCGUGAUGGACCAGCAACAAGACCUUGGACCAAAUCUCUCGAGACCUUGGCAGACCUGUAUGCCCUUGAAAACUCUACUUCGGAGUCGAGCCCUCCCGGCAGCAGACGCCGGUCGUCGGUUUCGAACCACAGCAUCUUUGUUGACCCCAUCAAGGGAAAGCUUAAUGCACCGGCUUACGUGAUCUGGGGGGAGAAAGACCAGGCGUGCACCCGAACCAUAUGCUUGGACGGCUUGGGAGAUUAUCUUGCCAAAGACAGUGAGGUGACGAUCCUGCCUCGAAGUGGUCACUGGACGCCUGUGGGCAAGGAGUCUCGCGCAGCUCUCGCUACUGCGAUUGGCUUGUUUGCAGGGAGAAAUGCCAGGCCUGUGUCAAAGAUGACUGCUGAAGUACAAAAGGUCUAUCCGGACGCAGUUAUGAUGGUGAAGAAAUGA
Messenger RNA from Exophiala spinifera, 1458 nucleotides. RefSeq lists its product as uncharacterized. Gene Ontology annotation, molecular function: catalytic activity. The transcript has 3 exons. Bases 1 to 1458 code for a protein of 485 amino acids. NCBI's taxonomy places the organism in Eukaryota, Fungi, Ascomycota, Eurotiomycetes, Chaetothyriales, Herpotrichiellaceae. The record is from RefSeq and is a predicted model, not a curated record.